GCCGAAUGCGGCGGUAAGAUCGCAGUAAGUGAAGAAUGGCAGUCUAUUGAAUCGCCGGGAUUCCCCGAUCCAGGCUAUGAUCCCGAUCAAAAAUGCAACUGGGUUUUCGAGGCACCAGCUGGUAAGCGAAUCGAAUUUGAAUUUAUUGACGAGUUCUCAUUUCUGUGCACAUCGACGUGUGUGGACUAUGUCGAAAUGAAAAUUACCACAGAUUUUCGCCCAACUGGAUUCAGAUGGUGUUGCUAUGACAUACCCAAGGGUUCGUACGUCUCCGAAACCAACUUGGCGGUGGUAAUCUUCCGAUCGCAGCUCAGCAACGAUGUCGGUUUCAAGCUUCAAGCCCGAACCACUAAACCAACGACCGUAUCCGGAACGGAUAUGUGGGCCGAAUGGGGACCAUGGUCGCAGUGCUCACGCAGUUGUGGAGGAUGUGGCAUUCAGUCCAGAGUACGGAACUGUCGCACAAAGGAGUGCAAAGGACGACGACAGGAGUUCAGCACGUGCAAUUUGAUGGCAUGUCCUAUCGAUAAGCAUUGCGCUAAGCUACUCAUGAACGACAAAAUCUGCGACGGAAGAGUUUGUACUAAAGCAUCACAAGCGUUGGCGGCAUGUCUGCAACCUCAGUGCUGCCCACCCUUCAUCAAUGUGGAUGGCAAAUGCCAAAGUGACUCACCACUUGUCAAUGAUUUCGGUGGUGCCAAGAAAUAA
This is a messenger RNA of Cooperia oncophora, 708 nucleotides long. The record is from the annotation of a GenBank genome assembly. Lineage: Eukaryota; Metazoa; Nematoda; Chromadorea; Rhabditida; Trichostrongylidae.